AUGGAUAAGAAGAAAAGCAAAUUGGUUGGGAUUGUAGAGGAUGAAGGAAAGGAAGUACAGAAUAAAAAAGAGAUUCACAUUGUGAGGACAGAUGAGUUUGGGAGAAUUUUGACUCCUAAGGAAGCCUUUCGAAUAAUUUCUCAUAAGUUCCAUGGCAAAAAAGCGUAUGAAGCAAUUUCAAGAAGAGUUGAAAUUGAAGCAAAUGAAGAGUUCAGAUACAUCAUCAUUGUCUGUGGAGAGAAUGAGGGAAGCUCAAGCUCGUAUGAAGACACCUUAUCUUGUUCUCAGCGGCCAUGUUAA
Lathyrus sativus (Indian pea) is the source of this 300-nucleotide messenger RNA. The record is from the annotation of a GenBank genome assembly. Lineage: Eukaryota; Viridiplantae; Streptophyta; Magnoliopsida; Fabales; Fabaceae.